AGGGGAGUCAGCUGAGGGGAAAGUUCAGAAACCCUCCGCAGAGACUCGAGCUCCAUGGCGAGCGGAGGCAGCGUCCGGACCCGGCUGCAGGACUCCUCGGAGUCGGACUCGGAGCUGGAAGGGGGUCUGGCACAGCCGGCGGGCGUCGCCGGACCCUCGGCCGGUUCCUUCCCCGGGUCCCAGGUCAUCCACAGCGGACACUUCAUGGUGUCGUCACCGCACAGCGACUCUGCGGCGCGCAGGCGGAGAAAGAGCGGCGCUUCGCUCCGGUAUGACUUCGACACAGUGAACCGAACCUGGUGUCAGACGUACCGGUACCACUCCGGGAGCCUGAGCAUCGACCCCACUCUGACCCGCUUGUUUGAGUGCAUGUCCCUGGCUUACAGUGGGAAGAUAGUUUCUCCCAAAUGGAAGUCAUUUAAAGGUCUACGGUUGCUUUGGAGGGACAAGAUCCGCCUGAACAAUGCGAUCUGGAGAGCGUGGUUCAUUCAGUAUGUGGAGAAAAGGAAGAACCCAGUGUGUGGGUUUGUCACGCCGCUGGAAGGCUCGGAGGCAGAAGCACAUCGGAAACCUGAAGCGAUCAUACUGGAAGGCAGUUACUGGAAGAGGAGGAUUGAAGUGGUGAUCAAAGAGUAUCACAAGUGGAGGAUUUACUAUAAGAAGAGGCUUCAGAAAAAGAAGGAUGAUAUUCUGUCAAUGCUGCAGGAGGGACAGAUCUGUCAGGCCAAGCUGGACAAAAGGUCCAAUCAGAGCUACCAGGAGCCUGAGAUUGCCCCAGUGGAGGUCCACAUGUUUGACCUGGACUGUCUUCUCUCUGACAUCUCCGACACGCUGUUCACCAUGACACAAAAACCGUGUCCCUGGAACAGCGAGCGAUACAACACGUACAUCUGUAAUGCUGACAUCAUUCAGCCAGGACUGACUCCACUGCAGCCCAACCUGGAUGAAUUUAUGGACAUACCAGACAUCUUCAUAAACUACCGAGACGAGCCCACAGAUCAGACCGGUUUUUCAGACUGUAGCUAUUAUGAGAGCUCAUCCAGCACAGUGUUUGCGCCCGCCCCCAAGGUAACGACCCCCCAGCUGCUCAUAGACACCCAGCUCCCUCAGCCUGAUCUCUCAUCAGACAGUUUGUCUCAGCCUUCUACAUCCAGCACUCGCACGGACCAAUCCAGGUCGAGUCAGGAUUGCGGGGACUUCCACACAUCUGGAUUGGAAUCAGGAGCCCUGCCGUAUGGACAUCAGUCAUACCGUGACGCACCUCUUUCUGUAGGAUUCACCAGUAAUGCCGAUCAGCCGACCCCCGCUAGUGUUCGAUAUCUGCAUCCGCUGCCCUGCCACAAGUUUGGUUUCUAUGCAACAACUGGCGUCACUUCCACUGUCAUCACCCACACGGCCUCCACCGGGGGGGCUCAGGGUUCUGUGUACCAGACUCACAGCUACCCUCAAGCAGUGGAAGCAUUCUCACAGACUCUCUGCCACCCUCUCAGUUACCCAGCCGCCCCCUCUGACCCGGUCCACUCAGCGCUCCCUCCGACCACAGCGGCCCACUCCCUCUCUGUCCCGAAGCAGGUGGCUGCUUCAGGGGUCAGAGGGAAGCACAAGCAAAAGACAGGAGGGGCAAGGAUGCUCGGCCCCUCCGCUUUGCCCUCCGACCCCCACUCCAGUGUCCCCAUGCCAACUAGCUGCCUGGCUAAGCUGCUUUCCUCCGGCACACACGAACGAAAGCCCACGCUUGGAUUUAAUAGUACGACCCUAGUGACAACCAAAGGUCAGAAGUCAACAACUACCACCUCUUUGCAUGGAGCAGGUUGGCCUGCGGUGGUGGCACCUCUGCAAGGUCAGAGCGCUGCCCUAGGCCACAGUGAACCCCACGCCAGCACCUCCAGAGGCUCUGCAGUGUCCGCCCUUCUCACCCACAGCUCCACAAACACCGACACGGCGCUCCUCAUUCCCAAAACGGAGAAACUCUCACCUGUUCAGCUCCAUGUCUCAGACAGGAGCAGCGUGACCGACAAAUCGUCCAAUCCCGAGUCCCCGCAUUCAGGCUUCUCAGGGCAUGGGAAGAUAGAGUCCACUAAGCAAACAGAGACCAGGAGGAUCACUCACAUCUCAGCCGAGCAAAAGAGGCGUUUCAACAUCAAACUGGGAUUUGACACGUUGCAUAACCUUGUGACAACGCUGAGCUCGCAGCCGAGCAUAAAGAUCAGCAAAGCCACGACUCUGCAGAAGACCGCUGAGUACAUCGGUAAGAUGCAACAGGAGAGAGCUCAGCUGUAUGAGGAAGUUCAGAGGCUCCGAGAGGAGAUCCAGCACCUCAACUCAGCCAUCAAUUCUUGCCAGCAGCAGCUUCCAGCCACCGGCGUUCCCAUCACCCGGCAGCGCUUCGACUACAUGAGGCAAAAGUUCAGGGACUACGUCCGCGCUCAGACUCUGCAAAACUGGAAGUUCUGGAUUUUCAGCAUCAUCAUCGAGCCUCUGUUUGAGUCUUAUAACGGGAUGGUUUCCACUGCCAGUGUGGAGGAUCUGUGUCGCUCUACUCUCUCCUGGUUGGACCAGCACUGUGCCCUGCCCACCCUCAGACCCACGGUUCUGAGUUCACUCCGUCUCCUAAGUACCACCACGGCCAUCCUGACGGACCCGAGUCUGCUGCCAGAGCAGGCCACACUCGCCGUCACCCAGGGUGACCCCCCCGCUGCCAUGGACCACUCCUUACAACCUGUCAGUCGGCAGUAGGACACACCCCUCCCUCUCAGGCGUCUGAAGAUUACUCGGACGCCCAUUAUGUAAACACAAGACAUACUGGUGGACAGCCUGAGGACUCUUGCUAUUAAAUAAUGAUUAAUAAUCACAUUUAUAAUAAAACUCAAGUUUAUGCUUAAGGAAACACUUCUAAGUACGUUUAUUAUUAUUUACCUCACAUGAAGACAACAGUCACCGUCAAUCAUUUCUCAUUUAUAAUGUGUCCUAAAAGACAGUUUCCAAACAUGGUUGGACGAUCCUGGAUGUCCUCGGCCUCUGUGCUAAUAUAUGAUGUCAGUGCCGUACGACUUGCUCAUAUUAUGUUGUGUUUUUCUGCUUAUUGGUGUCAGUUUUUAAAAUAAACAUUUAUAUUGGUGGCAAAGAA
Molecule: messenger RNA, 3127 nt
Organism: Nothobranchius furzeri (turquoise killifish)
Lineage: Eukaryota; Metazoa; Chordata; Actinopteri; Cyprinodontiformes; Nothobranchiidae
Product: carbohydrate-responsive element-binding protein
Biological process (GO): positive regulation of transcription by RNA polymerase II
Cellular component (GO): RNA polymerase II transcription regulator complex
Molecular function (GO): protein dimerization activity; DNA-binding transcription factor activity
Source: RefSeq, a predicted model, not a curated record